Molecule: messenger RNA, 742 nt
Organism: Nasonia vitripennis (jewel wasp)
Lineage: Eukaryota; Metazoa; Arthropoda; Insecta; Hymenoptera; Pteromalidae
Product: corepressor interacting with RBPJ 1
Exons: 4
Coding region: 185-742 (185 amino acids)
Biological process (GO): negative regulation of DNA-templated transcription
Cellular component (GO): nucleus
Molecular function (GO): transcription corepressor activity
Source: RefSeq, a predicted model, not a curated record
UAUAGCUGCCCCACCGCUUGACCGCCGUAUACUCGUAUAGUCACGUGAGCUCGGAGAAAAGAGUCGCAAAGUGGGGAGUUGUUUUUGGACCGACCGAGUAGUCGUACGUACGCCAUCCGUCGAAAAACUGUCAGUCGGAUUUCUCCUCCAAAUCUUAAUCGUGAAUCCGCAAUAAAGUGCCAAGAUGGGAAAGGGCUUUAAUAACUACAUGUGCAAGAAAUUCUUUCAUCCGGCCUCCAGGGAUAAUCUCAAGCGAGUAUGGAUGGCCGAGCAGCAGGCCGAGGCCUACAAGAAAAAGCAGGAGGAAUUGCGUAUGCAGUAUGAGAAAGAGCAAGAUCUUCACAAUAACAAAGCUUUACUGAGCAAAGAAAGUAAGGACAAACUCAGUGUGAAUUUUAUGUACGAGCCUCCUCCAGGAGCAAAGAAAGAAAGAGAAAAAGAAGACAACGAGCCUGAAUAUAAAUUUGAGUGGCAGCGUAAAUAUAAUGCACCUAGAGAAAGCUAUUGUAAGGGUGACAGUGAAAUCAGAGAUCAGCCGUUUGGUAUUCAAGUGAGAAAUGUACGUUGUAUAAAGUGUCACAAAUGGGGUCACAUCAAUACGGACAAGGAGUGUCCUUUAUACAGUCAAGCAAUGAGUGUUGUGUUAGCUAAUAACAAUGGAGCAGAAGAACCACAACCCGCACCUGAUGCAUUGAAACUAGUUCAACAAAUGAGGGAUGAUGGACUAGCAUUAAAAAAGUAA